This is a messenger RNA of Physcomitrium patens, 1205 nucleotides long. RefSeq lists its product as uncharacterized. NCBI's taxonomy places the organism in Eukaryota, Viridiplantae, Streptophyta, Bryopsida, Funariales, Funariaceae. The record is from RefSeq and is a predicted model, not a curated record.
UGAAUUGUUCUUCAUAUGUAUAUUUCGCAACGCCGAUCUGUUCAUGGUCGAAGGUGAUUGUGUUUGUGUUUGUGUUUAGUUCACACGAAUUUCGGUUUGUACUGCAAUUGUGCUCUAGAAAGUUUUGGUUGUACAUUGUUUCGUAUUUUAUUUUACUUUUACUUUUAAUUCGGACUGUGCUUGCAUCGUGGAAUUCAUAUGCUCAUCGUGCAUCGUGGAAUGGCCGAUGUGUGCGGCGCUUUGUGACCUCUAAAUUGCCUAUCCUGGAGUUGUAGAGGCAUUCAGACUCGACUAGGAGACAAAGUUUGAUGCAUCGUGGUCAGGUGUUGGCGUCAACGAGCUUUAUGUUGCAGAAGCGUAGGAGACGGACGGAGUUGUGAUUCAUGGACUGCAAUUCUGAUUAGGAGGAAGGCCCUGAUCGUGUGUUACAAAUGUGCUGAAUCUGUUGGAGCGUGCGUGGAGGGGAAGUAAGCAUGUAGGAAGAAGAGCGCCACAUUGGAACCGAAGAAUGGAAAGGUAGAGGAAGGGCCUAGGAGUCCUACUCCAGCAAAGCUGUUGCUCAAAUUGGUAAGCUCUGGGAAUCCAAAGAGAAGGAGAUGUAAGGAUGCAACCCAACAGUGGUCGAAUAUGAAGAAUUACUCCGGCGUAUUGUGUCAUAUUGAAUUAUCAUAACAAUUUUUCAACUACCAUAUAGCGCGGUGGAAUUAAAGACCUUCACUAUCCAGAUGAAAAUCUUAACCUAUCUCCUGGAUGUACUGAAUGUGUUCACUAUUCCUGGUCAGAUUUUGUUGACUCACGAAAUGCUCUUCUUGAUAGAUACCGCAGACCCGAACAGUGGCAUGUAUGCAGAGGAAGCAUGUCCGCUUGCAGCGAGUCUCUUCAAUAUAGCUGAGGAACUGAGUCGGAAUUCCGCAACAACGUUCAAACUAGAGAAGAGCUCGAGGAAGAACCCAAGCUCGAACUCAAGGCUACUAUAUGGUUCAUCGGUAAAUAAGACUAGAAGGAGAAUCCUGGUAAAAGCUUCGACAGUUGAUACUCUGCGGUAUGCAUUUUCUUAGUCCAGACACCACUUAUCCAAAAAAGUAGGGACAUGUUUUGUAUCGAUGCACACUUGAGAAGAAGAGCUGGAAAAUGACCAUUGUUAUCAAUCGUGUUGGUGAAAUUUAUUCAUUUCAUGGUGAGACUUAUUCACCGUUUACUCACAA